UUUAUAAAGACUAGAAAACGCAUGGCCCUUGCUUAGUGUGAGCCAGUCAGUGAUUGGCUUUCCAAUAGCUAACAGCAUCCCUGCAGAUGAAUAAAACAGCGUGAAAAUGUUAUCAUCCGACACGGAAGGAGAGCUCGGAUAGUGUGAUACAAAUUCUAUGGCAAAAUCUGAAUGGUUCGUGAAUAAAAAUAGCAAAGUGAUAUCUGAAAUAGUAUGCAGUUUGAGAAGAUGAUAGAUAAGAGAUGGGGCCAUCGGAAACGGCUUAAAAGAAAAAGAAGUUGGAGUUGGAAACCGAUGCAGGAACAUCUAACGGAAUGUGUAUUAUCGCUACUUAUAGUACUGGGAUUACUGAACGGGUGUAUCGCUGAGCCAAAUAAAGAUGGUUUGAUCGAUUUGAUAGAGCAAUUUGACAUUCCCAAGCUUCCAUCUGGGAUCAGCCCCGUCUCCGGUAUGUGCAAUGAAUCAAGGAAUGAGUACCAAACCUAUCCCGCUGUUGCAUACCACAUGAACCAGGACACGGUACUGAGUAUCGGUACGGCUCGAAUUUUUCCCAAUGGAUUUCCCACGGACUUUUCUAUACUGGUAGUACUGCGAGCAACGCCGAAUCUAGUGCGGGUUCCACUUUUCUCGGUCUAUUCAUCUGACUCGGAAGAGGUUCUGAUGCUGAUGGUUGGUAUGGAAGUUGCACUGUAUUACCAGGAUACCGAAGGGAAUCCAGAGGAGGAAAGUUUGAUCAGUUUCGGUGCCAAUAUCGAUGACAACAAAUGGCACAGGAUCGGUGUUAGCGUGAAAGGAAACUCUGUUACGUUGAUUCUUGACUGCAAAACCCAAAUAACGAGGCAGCUAAACAGAGGUCCUCGCUCGACUAUUGCCACAGAUGGACUCAUUCUUACCGGAAUGCAGCUUAACGAAGAUGAUGGUUUCUUUACUGGUGAUCUUCAACUUUUCAUGCUUGCAAAUACUCCAGAUGAAGCGUACCAUAUCUGUACAAAGUACGCUCCUAGUUGCUAUGGAUCCGAAAGCUACGAUUCAUCGUCACAUACGAUGACGAGUAGUAGUUCAUCAGCCAGAAGAAAUACAUCUACUUCAUCCAACUCAUAUGGCAGUGGGAGUUCUAGCCUAUCACGGGAUCAAACGAAUAGGCUUGGAGUCGGAGCUGUAAGUUCUUCGUCCGGAAGUGGUCAACAAUAUGGUGGGCAUCGUGAAUUCGUUGAUUUGACAAGCGAUGUCGAUGGUUUGGAAAUAAUCGGCGAAGAAGACGAAUAUUAUAAUAACCUUGAACUAGAAGGAGAAGACCGGCGAACUGAGCACCGCCCUGACAGUACAACAAACAGAAUCAAUGUUAAUCGCACAGUUUCUUUUGAUGGAUAUGACCAGUAUGGUCGAAGACCUGUCUUGCCACUCCCGGAACCUGAAUAUGAGCCAUCCGCUUCAAGUAACAGACAACCAGAAGGCGAGCAGCCAGUUGACGAAUACGAUCCUGAUCAUAGUAUCGACGCAUCUGAAGACACGUCAGUUUCAUUCCCAGCGGUUCCUACUUCAAAUUACAGUGUUGGUGGCGUUCGUGUUAUUGUUGGACCAAGAGGUCCACCGGGUGAUCCCGGUCCAAAAGGUGAGCCAGGACGGGAUGGUCUAAACGGUCAAGAUGGCCCCCCUGGUCAACCGGGUCAUGUGUUCGUUAUCCCGUUGACACAAAGUAGCAAUGAAAAAGGACCGGAUUCUCAAGCAGAAGCUUUUCGUGCCAUGCUUUCUCAACACAUGAUGGCUAUGCGAGGUGUCGAUGGACCUAUGGGCCUUACUGGUGUUCCUGGAGCUGUUGGACCGCCGGGUCCAGAGGGCACCAAAGGAGAGCCAGGUGAUCAUGGAGAACCUGGUCCCCGAGGAUUACGAGGUCCCUUAGGGCUGCCAGGACGUGAAGGUAGAAGAGGUCGAGCUGGACGUGAUGGCGAGAGAGGCCCGGUAGGUUUACAAGGUCUCAAAGGUGAACCCGGAACCAUUGGGUUGCCAGGGAUGCCCGGUGAAAAGGGUGAUCGGGGAAGAUUGGGGAAUGUAGGAGAAAAAGGAGAUCAAGGCCAUGAAGGUUUUCAAGGAGAAGAUGGACCACCUGGUUUACCGGGUCUUCCUGGAGAGUUGGGACCUAGAGGUUUUGCAGGUCCACGAGGUUUUCCCGGUCCCCCUGGAAACCCAGGUGUACCUGGUACGGAGGGCUUGCCGGGUGUCAAAGGAAAUCCAGGUCCACAAGGUCAACCAGGUGCUCCCGGUCAAACAGGACCAACUGGCCCAGUAGGUCCACCAGGGCCACAAGGAAAUAUGGGUCCCCCAGGAAUACCCGGACCUCAUGGUAAACCUGGCCUACCCGGGUUGCCUGGAGCUGAUGGAGCACCAGGUCGGGAAGGCAAUCCUGGUAUUGUUGGGCCCAAGGGUGAUAUCGGUCCCCAGGGUGUACAAGGACCAAUCGGGUUCCCGGGAAAUCGAGGUCCUAAAGGUGAUGAUGGAGAACGUGGUUCUGCGGGAGAUAAGGGAGACAAAGGAGAACGAGGUCAUGAUGGAGAAAAAGGUGACAUGGGCUCUCCUGGUGAAAGAGGUUCCACAGGCUCUCAAGGAAUAUCAGGCAUCGAAGGUCCUGAAGGUCCUAAAGGUUUUGAAGGGCCCAGAGGUGAGCCAGGACAAAUGGGCUUAACUGGAGAUAAAGGAAAACAAGGAGUUCAAGGAUUUCCGGGAUAUCCCGGCCCAACUGGUGACAAAGGAGACAAAGGUUCUUCUGGUACUGUGGGAUUAACUGGCGACAAGGGAGAAAGAGGAAAUACUGGACUACAAGGAGAGCGCGGCGAAGUUGGUCCUAGAGGUUUUCGGGGUGCCCGUGGUAGGAGAGGAGCAGACGGUACACCAGGACCAAAAGGCGAUACCGGUCAACCAGGAGCUCCAGGAGCACAGGGUGAAAUGGGAUCUCAGGGUCCUGAAGGCCCACGUGGUUUCAUAGGACUGCCAGGACCUCAAGGACAUAAUGGCAAAGAUGGACCUCAAGGAACUCCCGGUGAAAGAGGACCUCCGGGAGAAAAUGGAAACCCCGGACCUACGGGAGCUCCAGGUGUGAUUGGUCCGCAAGGGCCUACUGGAGAACCGGGACCGGUUGGCGAGCCUGGUAUUCCAGGAUUACCAGGUAUGCCUGGAGAACCUGGCGUGCCAGGAGACAGCGGAAAAGAGGGGCAAGUUGGUCCACCGGGACCACCUGGUAAAAACGGUCCUCCGGGAGGUCAAGGCCUUCCGGGUUUCCCUGGGGAACGUGGUUUACCCGGCAUGCCUGGUCUUCCUGGACUGAAAGGAGAAAUAGGAGUCCCCGGACUGCAAGGUCCAGUUGGAGACAAAGGACAACCGGGAGAACCUGGCAAAGAAGGUCCACCAGGACCUGAAGGACGUCACGGUCAACCCGGUCCUCCUGGGCCUGCCGGUUUAAAGGGAGAACGAGGAGAAAUGGGCUUAGUUGGACCAGUUGGACGCGAUGGUCUGCCGGGUCAACGUGGUUUGACUGGGCCACCAGGACCGCAAGGUCCUCCCGGUGAAGAUGGUGAUAAAGGAGAUAUGGGAUCUCCUGGAGAAAAGGGUUUCAAAGGGGCACAAGGCGAAGCGGGGCCAGUUGGAUCUCCAGGAUCACAGGGAUCCAGGGGAGAGCCAGGAGCUGUGGGUCCACCCGGAGACAAAGGUCCUCCCGGAGAAAUGGGACGAACUGGAGCAAAGGGUGAAGAUGGUCCAACAGGAUUGCCUGGUCCUCCGGGACCUGCGGGUGCUCAAGGUCUACCAGGCCCUCCAGGGAUGAAAGGAGGUCGUGGAGAUGAUGGACCUAUUGGAAAUGCUGGUCCAAUUGGACCUCCAGGAGAACCUGGGCGUCGUGGACCCCGAGGAGCAGAAGGAGCACCUGGAGCUACAGGACCUCCCGGACCACAAGGAUUUGUUGGUGAACCUGGCGGACAGGGGCUUCCAGGUCCGCCUGGACCUGACGGCAAGGAUGGUGAGAAAGGAGCCAUUGGACCGAAAGGAGAAGAAGGGAAAAGUGGUCCUCCGGGACCACCUGGUAAACGUGGUCCGGCCGGACCAGAAGGUCCUAAGGGUAUAGCUGGUCCUCCUGGUUUUCCUGGAAAUCCAGGGGAACCUGGAACAGUUGGGCCAAAAGGAGACAUUGGCAAAGAUGGAGAAGAUGGUAAACAGGGUGAACCAGGAUUGCAAGGAGAAGCUGGUCCAGCCGGACUUCCUGGAGAGGCAGGUCCUCCUGGGAAAAUGGGUCCUGAAGGACCAGCCGGGCUACAGGGUACACCUGGUUUACCUGGCGAAAAGGGUGACAGAGGACCCACGGGACCUCAAGGAAAUAUCGGACAAACUGGACCUCAGGGUAUGCCAGGUGCUCAGGGCGUUCAAGGAAUACGUGGAUCGCCGGGAGCAUCGGGAGAAAUUGGUCCAGUUGGAAAACCAGGAGAAGCUGGACAACCCGGUAAGAUUGGAGAAACUGGAUCGAAAGGUGAAAAAGGCGAUCGUGGAAAACGAGGUCCUAAAGGUCAUCGUGGAGAAUUGGGAAUGGUAGGCCUUAAAGGAGAUGCUGGAGAAAAAGGUGACAAAGGUGUCCGAGGUAAUAUGGGUGUCGAAGGACCCAAAGGGCCUCAAGGACCGCAAGGUCCCAUUGGUUUGAAGGGAAAUGAUGGUCCACAAGGUCCACCAGGAACGGAAGGACCGCUUGGUCCUAAAGGUUCGGAAGGAGUUGCCGGUACAAAAGGUGAAGCCGGCCCACCAGGGCCGCCUGGUCCUCCUGGUCCACCUGCAGAAGCGCCAUUAAUUCCUCCGGAACUAUUGUUCCGAAUGAGCGAAUUUUCGCUUACCAAAGGAGAGGAUAGGAUGAAACGCGAUGCUGGAGAAAUGCCAGAGGAAGAAGAUGAUUUCGAUGAGGAGCUUCUGAAAAUUGAGCCGAAGAAAAAGAAGAAGAAAAAGAAACAAAAAGACGAUUUGGGCCCCAAGUUUUUGGACAUGUACAGCUCAAUUUACUCUAUGAGACAGGAAUUGGAUCGGAUACGGAAACCAGUAGGCACGCGGGAGAACCCAGGAAGAACAUGUCGUGAUCUGCACUACGGACAUCCUCAGUUUAAGGAUGGUUGGUACUGGAUAGAUCCGAACCUGGGCAUGGGCGAUGAUGCUGUUUAUGUGUUUUGCAACAUGACGGCAGAGGGAGAAACUUGCGUUUUCCCUGAUCUACAUAGCUCCCAAAUGCCUAACAUCCCCUGGAGAAAAGAAAAUGAUAAAACUGAUUGGUAUUCGAAUCUGAGAGGCGGCUUCAGGAUUUCCUACGAAACAGUUGGAGUGGUCCAGAUGACAUUCUUACGGUUGCUUUCCCAAUCAGCUUACCAAAAUUUCACUUACACCUGUAUGAACAGCAUUGCUUGGUUUAGUACCGAGGAAGAGAACUAUGACGAUGCUAUUCGAUUUUUGGGAGACAACGAGAUCGAUAUCGGUUACGAAAACACGAAACUACACCCGAAUAUACUAGUCGAUGGUUGUAAAACUGGCAAAAGUAAGAGCGAAACGGUGUUCGAGAUUAGGACUAAGAAGCUUCAAUACCUACCGAUCAUCGAUUUCUAUCCAGUCGAUUAUGGACAACCGCAGCAAGCAUUCGGAUUCCAGGUGGGACCUGUUUGUUUCUUAUAAAGAUAACGCGCAAUGAAAUACGGACUAUGAUUACGAUUUUUUGAGCUAAACAUGGAUGCUAGAAACUGAUUUCCUAAGUCGAGCAAUGAGUAUUCCUAUAAGUUGUAAAUUAAUUUAUUGUAAAAAGCGUUAAUAUUAAUUAUGGAUAACAACACACACACACAAUUGAAUUUAGCUUUAACUACUUUAGUAAAGGGGAACUACGUUAUUCUUAGAUUAAUAUGAAACUACAAAAGGACUGAAUAAGAGCUUAAGUCAGGAGGGAACCUACGAGUUUAAAAAAAAUCUUGUCUUAGCUGUAAUUACCAAUACUGUACACACACAAUUAAUAGAACAUCAAUCGAUAUCACUGCCGAAGACCUGUAUGUAUGUAUAAAUCGAGUAUAAAAAAUAAUAAAAACAAUC
This is a messenger RNA of Uranotaenia lowii, 6090 nucleotides long. RefSeq names its product collagen alpha-1(XI) chain-like. Lineage: Eukaryota; Metazoa; Arthropoda; Insecta; Diptera; Culicidae. The record is from RefSeq and is a predicted model, not a curated record. The coding region runs from base 214 to 5685 and encodes 1823 amino acids. Gene Ontology annotation, molecular function: extracellular matrix structural constituent. The transcript has 15 exons.